GUGAAAAAAACACAAGUACAAGUAAAUGCUUUCAGGAAUUUUCGCCACGUUGAAACUGUAGCUAUUAUUUUCGUUUAUUUGCUGUAUUGUGAACAGAAUCAAUAAGCUAGGAGUGCCAGAGAAAGUGCUAAGGUUUACGUAACCGUGUAUGCUGAGAUGCCCACGUGCUCCAUUUGACACGGUCCAUCCAUUACUAAAUGCCUCAUCCUAGCGAAGACUGCGCUUCUUUGAACUCUCAUAACAGGAAUGGAGUGUCUUCGGAUGUUGUACAGGAUGAUAAUGAAGGUUUCAACCCUGCAGUCCUCAAUGGAUCCAAAAAAGAAACCAAAGACUCAACAAUGAAUGGUGCCAGAAACGGGAUCCCUGUUGUGGGCAAACGAUUUCCCAGGGUACUAGUGACAGGAGGAGCAGGCUAUCUUGGGACAUCAGUAGUACCAUUAUUACUCCAGAAAGACUACGAGGUUCUCGUCUACGACCAGAUGCUUUGGGGUGUAAGCGGCCUGCUGCCAUGCGUCGGUAAUCGUCGCCUAAAAAUAGUCAAUGGCAACAUACUAGAUGUAAGGCACCUAAGAGAGUGUAUGGCAAAGUGUGACGCUGUCAUCCAUCUAGCUGCAAUUGUCGGGUACCCGGCUUGCGAAAAAGACCCGGAGCUAGCCCGAGAAGUUAACGAACAGGGCACGAAGAAUGUAGUGGGGUGUUUACGACGUGGACAAGCCUUGAUUUAUGCCUCUACCGGGUCUUGCUACGGGGCGAUACCAGAUGGGAUGUGUACUGAAGAUACACCUAUAUGUCCUUUGACUCUGUAUGGCAGCUCAAAGGCUGAGGGAGAGAAAGCAGUCAUGAAAGCGCCUAGCGCCGUCAGCUUACGAUUAGCCACUGUAUUUGGUAUUUCACCACGACUUCGUCUUGAUCUUCUAGUAAACGACCUUACUCACAAAGCCAUUACAGAGAAGCAGUUCGACCUUUACCAAGGGGAAUUCCGACGUACUUUCCUCCACGUGAAAGACGCUGCCAGGGCUUUUGUUUUUGCUUUGGAAAACUACGAGGAGAUGAAAGGCACUGUUUUUAACGUUGGAGAUGAACGUAUGAACAUGUCCAAGAGUGAAGUUGCUGAAUGCAUUGAGAAGUCUGUACCUGAAUGCAAUAUUACGAAGUCUGACAGCGGCGAAGAUAAAGAUAAAAGGAACUACGAAGUGUGUUACCAGAAGAUUCGAGAACUAGGAUUUGAAGCGACGAUAUCAGUCGAAGAAGGAAUUGAAGAGUUGUUGAAGAUUUUACCGUUUGUUACUCCCGAGGAAGCGCUCAAGGCAAGGAAUGUCUAACGAUUUCAUUUAUAUGAAUAAUAUUAGGAAAUACUAUCAUAUAAAAAAACCCCAGUCAAGAGUAUCGAAAAGUUAAGAUAAAAAAUUGAAUGGAGCAUUGCAGCGUUUAACCUACUGCGCAAUUUGAAAAAAAAUGUUGCGAGACAAGUUGCAGCAAUCGUUGCGAUAAGUAGAAUUCGUUUCUACUUUUGGCAACGAUUGAGUUGUAGACACUCUUGCAACUUGUGACGCAACGCUGUUGUUCCUAUUAAGAUAUUAUAUAGUAUUUAAAGCAAUAAUCCUAAGAAACAUAUAAUUAGUUUUAGAAUUCUUUCAAAAGAGCUUACUUGAAUACACUCAAGUCCUUAAUAUUCCUAGUGCUUUUGCUAACAUUCCAGUCGUCCGCUGCUCUUGAGACCCGUUCUAUAUUGGCCCCACUUUCGAUUGAUCUUAAGCUUGCAAAUUACGUUAAAUUCAUUAGAACAAAUUUAUUUAAUUUCAUGUUAAGGUUGCUGUGAUACGGGCAAUCGUGCAACUUGUCGCGUAGCAAAGUUGUGUUUUAACUUGCCACAAGUUGCAACACAACUAUGUUGCGCGACAAGACACCUUAUACUUAGAGAGAAUGUUGCUUGUAUUGCCACUCCUGCGACACUCCUGCGACACUCCUGCGACAACACAAUUUCACUAUUGAACCAAGUAGAAGCUUUCUCUACUCUUAACAAUGAAAGUUUGUUGCAAAUUGCAACGAUACAUUUUUGCGCAAAAAUUGCACGAAUUUGUUGCCCGUAUUACCGCAUGUAGAUUUAGGUAGUUAUUUAAGUAUAUAUAUCCGUUUAAAGAUAAAAAUAUUGCUUGUUAAUUGACGCUAUAAUUCAUAUAUAUGCAUGAGUCUGUAUGCAAAAACUGUGCCAAAUGCCGAUGAUAUCUACUACACAGAAUACCGAAUAAUAAUUUUUAUGAACCGGCCGACAACUUGUUUGCAAUUUUGUGUAAGAUUUCAAGUUGGAGUUUAGAUCAGGUAGUGUAUGUGUUUGAGGUAUGAAAGGAAGUGUCAGGUUAGAAGUUAUCUAUUAACGAACUUCAGAUCCGACGACGAGUAAGAGUUUUAAAAUUGGUCCUGUGCACGUGGUUAACAUUAAAUCGUAGUCGAUUUCCGAUUUUUUUACAAUCCAAAAUUUCAAUCUUCGUACGCUUUCACGACUACAAAAAGAUAGUGGCUCUCUUUAAAAGCUAAAAACUCGUUCUCGUACUCGUCGUCGGAUCUUAAGGUCUCAAUUUCUAUGUGUUCUGCAUGCCUGUGAUAUACUGAAAAAGAGAAAUAAAGUGCGGGUAAGCAGUUUCCCGCCUGCAUACCUUUGAA
Molecule: messenger RNA, 2661 nt
Organism: Actinia tenebrosa (Australian red waratah sea anemone)
Lineage: Eukaryota; Metazoa; Cnidaria; Anthozoa; Actiniaria; Actiniidae
Source: RefSeq, a predicted model, not a curated record